Messenger RNA from Vitrella brassicaformis, 2482 nucleotides. NCBI's taxonomy places the organism in Eukaryota, Vitrellaceae. The record is from the annotation of a GenBank genome assembly.
AUGGAUGAGCUUUUGCGAGAGUGUGUGCGGCAAGAUGUUCUAUCUCGCUUGCGCAAGUCUUUUCCAACCACAUUCAAGGUGAGGUUAUGAACAGAUCAGCUCGAGGCAGAUCUUGGCACGGGAGCUCACGAUGGGCUGACAUUGCCUGUGUCCACAGACUCACCUGGGCAUCCCUCCCGUCAGCCCCGAAUCGUUCAAUGCACUCAUUUUCGAGGUGCUUGCGCACUCAUCGGUCACAGGGGGCAGUGACCGGAAUGAAGAGCUGCUGCCGGGCUAUGAGUUGACAGUGGCCGAUGACAGCCCUUCACUCAGGAAUGCCGUAUGGCAGGUAUGUGGGACAGCAGGAACUCACUCACAUUGAAUGUCACGUCUGUCACGUCUGUCUGUUGCUCCAUGGCGCAUCCGGUGUUUUUCAGAGGUGUGCAGAGCGGGAACAAGUCCGUCGAUGCAUUCCUGGCGGCAGCCAACGGGUUCCUACAGGAUGAGGGGCACAUGAAGGAGCUGAGGACGAUGAUCGAUCGUGCCCGACAAAGCGACGCCGCCAAUCCGUUGGUAGGACGACGGCAGGAGGCAGGAGGUCACACGCACACACACACACACGAACACACACAUAUGAUGUUUUGGCAGCACGUCCAUCUCGCCUUCGUCACCCAGCUGGCCGCCCGACUCACCCGCCUCACAAGAAUCACCCUCCAGUACCCUGACGGCUUCAUCUGCUGGUGUUUCGACGUCUUUGUGGCCAUCAUCGAGGGCCACAUCGCCGGCCGACGGGCAGCCAACCUGGGCGGCGGGACGCUGCACACCAUCACCAUCAAAGAGGGGGUUCGGCUGACCGGCACGGCGAGACUUGCGAGGCUGCAUUCACCCCUCCCCACUCGUCUCGACCCGCCCCCCACUCUUGACGCACUCACCACUGUUGCCGGCCUGUGGAGUGGUACUUACUGUGAGGUGCUGGCCAACCGACGCUGGCUGAUGCCCUCACUCGCCGUCGUGCGGCAGUGGGGAUGGGAAGCCGAUAGACUGGGCCGCUUCAUCAGCUCGUCCCCCUCCCUGCGGUGCGUGGACGGCAGCUUUAGGGGUUAGGGGUGGGCAGGUGUGUUUGAGGGCAUCCCUGCGGCAGGUGUUGGGCAGCAGGGGGGGCCACUCGCUCAGCUGGAGAGCAUCGGCACCAUCGAGAUCGAUGACUGGGACCAUCGGUCGCGGGAGGGCAUCGAGCGGCUUGAGGUGAAGACAAAGGACGCACGUGUGCAGCAGGGCGUGGGGGUUGGCUCAUGAUGUCCUUCCUGUAUCUGUGUCUUGUUGCCUUCAGGAAGUGCUCGUUGCGCGGGGCUGCCGACAGUCACUCAAUCAGCUGCACGUGGACCUUCAUGGCGCCCACGUCGGCCGCCGCACCUUGCCCGUCUUGCUGGCCCUGGACCGGCUGGUCGGCGCGUGCUGCCGACAGGACGCCCCACUCACCACCGCCCCUCACUUUACCCCCUUCGACCUCUCUCUCUUCUACGGCAACGAGUUCCCCAUCCGCCCGUCGCCCUCAUUCAAGACCAUGCUGCAGCAGCUGGCCCGGCAGGCCACAUCGGUGGAGUACAUCUUCAUCCAGGACGGCCUCACCGACCCACACACCAACCCCAGCCCGUCGGCCAUCGACAUUGCGUCCAGCCUCUCAUUCGACGAGGCCAGGGUGGUGGAGGUCAAGAAUGCCCGUGGCUUCGAUCCCCCACUCGACACCCCCUCGCCCCACCCCACCAUCAUCACCCACCUCAAGCCGUUCCCGAGAGCCUCAGGACUGCAUGUCUGGGACAAAUUGGGUGGUGCAGCUGGCCAGCUGCUGGCCAGCAAGAUGCCCAAGAAGGUGUGGCGGGUGGAGAUUUACAGGGUGCCGGGUGCUGAGAAGGUGGGCGUGUUGGCCGCGCUGGGGAGGGACAGGGAGAGGGAGGUGGGUGCGGUAGACAUGAGGGAGAUCGGGGUCGACCAGCUAGCGGGGGCGGUCGGCAGAUUGCCGACGAUCAAGACGCUGGAGCUCAUCACGACACGUACGUUGAGAAGAGAAGAAGCGUGUCCGUCCGUCCUCAUUUCCGCUUUGUGUGUGUUUCCCCUCUUUAGUGCCCGAUGAUGCGGAGGAUGCGGGCAGCCUCGUCCGCACCGGCCUCUCGUCGGUGAUCCCGCACAUCAUGCAGUGGCUGAGUGUGAGGGUCCGCGACACCGCCAAUGAGCAGCAUGAUUCCAUCAUGGCCUCCCUCCCUGACGGCACCAACAUCGGUGCCUUGAGCAUCACACGUGUCGGCCGUGCCGGGGGCGACACAUGGGUGUCGAUGACUGCACUUCCCACUGCCAGAAAGGUGAGGGAAUGACGCUCAUUCACACAAAGGUCUGAUUGUGUGCCCAUGUUCGUGUCUCCUCUGCGUGUGUGUAUGGCGGUGUCUGUCAGGCUGGCUGCCGUGUGUGGUGGAUCAUUCAUAGCGGACGGGCAGUGGGCCAUUCUUAG